GCGUAGAAGAUGAGAAUCCAGAGCCCCCCAUUCCACUUGGGAUGUUUACAGUGAGUUAAGGAGUCCGUAAGGUCGACUAGUUUACUUGUAGAAAAGUAGCCAACCUCCAAGUGAAUCUUUUGCUGUAACCCCUUCACCCCCUACGCCACCCAUCGUUUCUCAAGCCCGUUUAAAUGCUCUAGUUUCAAGUGAAUCAAAGUUUCCCAACUUACCGCGUCGAAUCUUGGUUCAAACUUUUCCACGGAGGUAAUCUAUUUUUUAUACCUUUACUCUUUUUUUAUCAACGCCACGAGAUAAGAAACAUAAUCAAUUUCAAUUGACUUUAACGAUCUCUUCAUUCGGUAGAGGGUAAUGGGAGUGAAACAGGAAAAAGUCCAUUUAUAUCGGUGGUAGCUGGAUUAUAUUUAAUAAAAAAAAAGAGUUUUGAUGGGGCACUGGAAGAAAUUAUCGCCCCAAGUUUAUUAUUUUAGAUAAUGCGGAUUUGAUUUUCUUUUUUAAUUGAAUACUCCAGAUAUUUUUUCCUCUCAUCCAAAUGCCCCCGAGAAGGCAAAGUUCGCAAUCGACUCUCAAAUCCAUUGCGAAAAAUGUCGAGUCUCGAGGGAGGGGAUUAUCUGAGGACAACUGCUUUAUAAAUUUGCAUCAUUGUUAAGAGGUCAUUCAAAUCGAGGUGCUAUCUCGGCUCAUAUAAAAAAAUAAUAAUUGUACGCUACUAAUAAAAUGAAUAAUAAAAUAAAUAAUAACAAAUGAUAAUAAUAACGUGAAAAAUAAAUGACUAAAAGUGGAUAGAAGAGCGACAUCAACAGUGUAUCACCCGCCACUUUCAUUUUCAGUUUCGCGAUGACAUAACGCGUGACGAAUUCAAUCGGUAUUCAGUUGUAAUCGGAGUUCAAUACGAGUCAAGAAGUUUACUAUAAUCGUGAUAGGCUACGUGUAUUUUCGCGAGUGAAUGAGUGAAUCUGAAUGAAUUGUGGAUUAAUUACGGUUGCAUCAGAGUGAUUGACAAUGCCGGAGUACGAGCAGGAGUCGAGAGUGAGGUUAAGGCGUACAAAAAGUGUCACAAGAGCUGAGGAAAUACAAAGGGCUGACUACAUGGUGAGGAGAUCACAACCAGAUAAACCAUGUCACAGGCCCAGGGACAGUCUAUUCUCCUGGAGCUCGGGAUUUGACAAUUUCACUGGAUUCGUUAAUUGGGGAUUUUUACUGCUGGGACUCGGAGGCGUUCGAUUACUCCUGGAGAAUUUCAUAAAAUAUGGAGUGCGGGUGGAUCCAAGGGAGUGGUUUCUGUUUUUAAGUGGUAAAAGCGACGGCGGAGAGCAGUAUCCAUCUCUCAUCCUUAUAGUGUAUUCCAUCGUGCCGGUGGUGCUCUGCCUUCUCAUCGAGAAAGGACUCUCAUUGGAUAUCAUGGCUCAUGGUCCAGGAAUGGUGUUCCACGUUGUCAAUCUUAUCGUUAUGGUGCUGAUGCCGAUGGUUGUCAUUCACGUGAAGGAAUCCGGCUUCAGUCUGAUUGGAUCGAUGUACGUUUGCAUGCUCUAUGCUAUCUUAUUCCUGAAGCUGUGGUCCUACGUCCAGGUGAACAUGUGGUGUCGUGUGAGCGCGAAAAAAUCAACGAGUCAAACUCGAAUGCGGAGACAAUCACUGUCUUACAACAAUCUACAGGCUUCGUCGGUUCAUCAGAGUAGCAGUGAAUUGGAUGAAGUGUGGCAUGAUGCUAAUGGAUCAAGUCUUUUGGUCCAGUAUCCAGAUAAUCUUCACAUUGGCGAUCUUUUCUACUACAUACUCGCGCCAACACUGUGUUACGAGCUAAACUUUCCACGUACUCAGAGAAUUCGAAAAAGGUUCCUGAUAAAACGAAUAUUCGAAGUAUUCGUUGGCUGUCAAGUGGUAAUGUCCCUCUGCCAGCAGUGGAUGAUACCAUCAGUGAAGAAUUCUCUCAUUCCCUUUACGAACAUGGAUGUCGCUAAAGCUGCCGAGAGACUUCUAAAACUCGCCAUACCGAAUCACUUGAUGUGGCUGUGCUUCUUCUAUCUGUCCUUCCACUCAGCUCUCAAUCUCAUGGGUGAGCUGCUACACUUUGCCGACAGAAAUUUCUACUGCGACUGGUGGAAUGCUAAUAACAUUGACACCUUCUGGAGAACUUGGAAUAUGCCAGUGCACAGAUGGGCUGUGAGGCACUUGUACAUUCCGAUCGUUGAGAUGGGAUAUGGCAAGACCACAGCAAGUGUCACUGUUUUUUUUAUCAGUGCGUUCUUCCAUGAGUAUCUUGUCAGUGUGCCGUUGAAGACAUUCAAGAUCUGGGCGUUCUUGGGGAUGAUGGGACAGAUACCACUAUCAGCUAUUAGCAAAUACGUCGAGCGUCACUUCGGGGCACGUUGGGGCAAUAUCGUUGUCUGGUCGAGCUUGAUAAUUGGUCAACCACUGUGCAUCAUGGUGUACUAUCACGAUUACGUUGUGACCCAUUUCGGUGAAACGCUCCUCGAAGAUCACUCAAUAGUGUAGUCCGAGUGAUUCCAGUGGAUAAGUCAAUUCAUUCAUGGCAAGGGAGUCGAUUAAGGAAUAGCUCCACAAACUGGAAUGCGUCAAUCGAGCUGUACCAGAGAUUAUCGUCCACGGACUCUCAUUAUUUCUAUUUAUUUUUGUACUUGGGUGUGCCUGGGAGAAUUUAUCACGGUUUGCAAUCGUUCCAGACAAUCGUGCCAAAGGGAGUGUGCAACAUACUGGAGAGCAUCUCCAGAAAUUGAGAGAUUGUUUUGUAUGUAAAUAUUACCAACACUGUUCAUAAUUACUCAGUGGUAACGAAUUAACUCAUGGUUUUUUUUAUAACGUACUAGCAUGGGGUGUUAUCAUUUUAGAUCUAAAAUCUGUAUAUUGAAAGAAUCUUGAAUAUCUAAAAAAAUUACCAAUAAUUUAUGUUUUUUCUUCAAUCAAAUUCAAUUGAUAAAUAGAAAAUGGUAUAUCAUAUUAUAUUAUAUGAUAUACGCGCCGAAAAAAAGCUGAUAAAAAACGGUACAUCGUUCUUUUGUUUGUAAACUGUUAUCGCUACGAUUCUGUCAAUAUUUUUAUAUCAAAACUGAAUUCCCGAUAAAUUUCCGCAACAGCCAAAUGAGGAUUUGAGCAGAGAUAGUCAUAUCACCAAAUCAAAAAUAAAGUUAUAUAAAUGAACACUCAACCAAU
Molecule: messenger RNA, 3171 nt
Organism: Fopius arisanus
Lineage: Eukaryota; Metazoa; Arthropoda; Insecta; Hymenoptera; Braconidae
Gene: mdy
Product: midway
Biological process (GO): triglyceride biosynthetic process
Cellular component (GO): endoplasmic reticulum membrane
Molecular function (GO): diacylglycerol O-acyltransferase activity
Source: RefSeq, a predicted model, not a curated record